This is a messenger RNA of Monopterus albus (swamp eel), 1886 nucleotides long. It is a transcript of the gene hoxb1a, whose product is annotated as homeobox B1a. The record is from RefSeq and is a predicted model, not a curated record. Gene Ontology annotation, biological process: regulation of transcription by RNA polymerase II. The transcript is spliced from 3 exons. Gene Ontology annotation, cellular component: nucleus. Bases 271 to 1464 code for a protein of 397 amino acids. Gene Ontology annotation, molecular function: DNA-binding transcription factor activity, RNA polymerase II-specific; RNA polymerase II cis-regulatory region sequence-specific DNA binding. Lineage: Eukaryota; Metazoa; Chordata; Actinopteri; Synbranchiformes; Synbranchidae.
GGCCGGUUUGAUUGAAGUCUCUUUGUCGUGCUGAUGUCACAGCGAGUGAUGGAUUAGGCGUGUGCGUCAAAACAGACGUGCACGCGCAAGCUCCACUCCUGAACCGAGGGGUCCCGUUCCCUCCCCUACACACACACAUACACACAAGUGUCACCGCUGCCGUGACCGGCUGACAAACUUCUGGCCUCCGGUCACCACAGACGAUGUGACGACGAGCCACGUGAUCCAGAGAGCUGGUUAUUCUGAAGUGCCACCAUUCCUCCUGUCUGCAUGGACAACAUGAACUCCUUUGUGGAAUACCCCAUUUAUAACCGCCCGGACACCGGCGCUUAUUCUACGCCCAAAUCCGGAUACCACCAUCAGCAUCAUGCGCAUCAUCCUCUGGACCAGCAUCAGAGCUUCCCGGUGACCUCCUUUCACACGGGACCCCCGGGCUCCUCGUCUCCCGUUAACGGGACGAGAAGUGACAGCACAAAUUACACCGGGGACAGGCGGUUGUAUGGGGCUACCGCAGCGGGCACGGGCGGUGGAGGAGUGCACGGGACCACAGGGCUGAGCCAGCAUCAUCAGCAACAUCCACAUCAUCACCAUGAGCACCAACAGCAUGAACAGACGCACAACAGCUACCAUCAUCAUCCUAACCUUCAGCAAACCCAAAGCUUACAAAGUGGAAUUUUGCAUUCAUAUAAUAACGGGAAUAACGGCAACACUGUGGCCUACACGAGCCAGACCUGUUCUGCAAGCUCGGAGUAUGUCGCCACAACGGGCCCUUCCAACACUGUUCACCCUCAGUAUUUUAUGGAGGAGCCUGUGGCCUCUACCUACUAUCAUCAAUCAUCCUUCCCCAGCACGGCCCCCACUAUCGGUCCCAGCUAUGGGGCCCUGCCCGGGGCCUACUGCGGGCCUCAUGGCGCUCUGACAGGGUCACAGUACCCGCAGCAGCUCGGAGGUGGUCUGGACGCAGGCUACCUGGGGCUUCCUCUCAGGGGAGGUUACGGGGAGCUGCCGAUCUCUGAGGACCGAGGGAGGGGUGAUGAGGACGGCCAGCAGGCCGGGCAGGGACAGACCUUCGACUGGAUGAAAGUGAAGAGGAACCCGCCUAAGACAGUCAAAGUGUCGGACUUCGGCCUUGUGGGUGCCCACAACAACGCCAUACGCACGAACUUCAGCACGCGGCAGCUGACGGAGUUGGAAAAGGAGUUCCACUUUAGCAAGUACCUGACGCGGGCGCGGCGCGUGGAGAUCGCUGCCACGCUCGAGCUCAAUGAGACACAGGUGAAGAUCUGGUUCCAGAACAGGCGUAUGAAGCAGAAGAAGCGCGAGCGGGAGGGCGCAUCCGCCACGGCGCGCUCCUCUUCCUCCUCCUCCUCCGGUACCGGCGGUGGAUUUAACAAGGACCUGGAGGACACCGACCACUCCUCCGCGUCCACAUCUCCAGGCGCGUCCCCCAGCUCGGAAACGUAGUGAGAGGCAGGGAUUUGAUUAGUGACCUACAGUCUUCUACUACUGAGUGACCCACUAUUUAAUGCAAUUUACCGAAUGUACUAAACCAUAAAUGAAUUAUAUUCCUCCAAUAACCAGCCUGCCUCAUCUACUUCAGCGUUAGGCUACUGAUCUCCUACAUGUCCCAGAAUUCAUUCUGACAACCCUUCAUUUGGACUUUUUUAUUUCCUAGAUUUCCAUCGAAACAGAAAAAAAAAACUGUUGCACCCUGCUACCUUAAUAAAAGCCACUUGUUCUGGACUAUCUUCUGCUUUUGUGGUUGUCAAAAUUAUUACAAAGAAGCACUACAGCUGGAUUUAGACAGUUAGACCACCACAGCUGAUGUUUUUGACAGCAGGAACUGCUAAUGUGUCAUAAAUAUACAGGACCUAAGGUAGGCCAAC